UAUUUAUAGGUUUUGUUAUCUUAUAACAAAAAUCUCUGCACUAAAGCAAUGAUAUAUAAUAUACUGGCAUUGGGGCGUCAUGAUCCGCUUGAAAAAAUAGAAAAUUUUGAAUCGGAGAAUAAAAUAAUCAAUCCUUCGAAUUGUGAUUCCGUUGAAAAUUCUGUCUUUCACGAAGAAUUGCGUUUAACGGAUGAUGUUUUUGAGGACAUAAAAUUGAUUAUGAAAAACUUUCUGUCAGCGAUAAUCGUGAAGCAAAUGUCACAGAUUUUUGGAGAAGCAGAGUGGAAAAUAUAUGUCAUAAUAAAGCCACCUUGGACUACGGUAACGGCACUAAAAGGUGUUCCAAUGCUUCCAGUAUAUCUAUAAUUAUGCACGUGACAU
This is a messenger RNA of Vollenhovia emeryi, 381 nucleotides long. RefSeq lists its product as uncharacterized. NCBI's taxonomy places the organism in Eukaryota, Metazoa, Arthropoda, Insecta, Hymenoptera, Formicidae. The record is from RefSeq and is a predicted model, not a curated record. The transcript is spliced from 2 exons. Bases 49 to 366 code for a protein of 105 amino acids.